Molecule: messenger RNA, 3123 nt
Organism: Sphaerodactylus townsendi
Lineage: Eukaryota; Metazoa; Chordata; Lepidosauria; Squamata; Sphaerodactylidae
Gene: ITFG1
Product: integrin alpha FG-GAP repeat containing 1
Exons: 18
Coding region: 64-1638 (524 amino acids)
Cellular component (GO): plasma membrane
Source: RefSeq, a predicted model, not a curated record
CGCAAAACGCCGCGGCGCCGUAAAGCGAACCCGGAAGUCGCGCCUGGGUUCUGACAGGGCUCCAUGGUGACGGGCGGGGGUCCUCGUCCUGGGCCUGCGAGGGAUGGUCGCCGGGGCAGCCGACCGGGGGGUUGUGGCUGGGGCCGCCGCGGCGCCAUGGGGCCUUGCGGGGCCGGAUCCCGUGUCCGCCUCGUCUUCUUCCUGGUGCUGGGAGUGGCGCUGGUGAGGCCGGGCUGGGCCCUGCAGGAUGUCACCGCCCAGCUGUUCGGGGACCAGGCCCGCGGGACGGUGGCCGCCUUCGGGGACUUCAACUCCGACAAGCAGACGGACAUCUUCGUGCUGAGGGGAGGCAGUGAAUUAAUUAUCUUCUUGGCAGACCAGAAAGAACCCUAUUUUAAACCCAAAGUCAGUCUCAAAUUGAAGAGCGUGAUAACCAGCGUGGUGCCUGGUGAUUAUAAUGGUGAUUCACAAAUGGAUGUCCUCCUGACAACUCGUCCACAGAAUCAAACCAGCGCUGCCCUAUCAGUAUUUAUUUACUGGGGGAAUAAUCAAAACUUGGAUGCCAAUCGUAACUUUGCAUUAGAGAAGACUUUUGAUGAUGAGCCACUAAUCAUGGAUUUCAAUGGUGAUUUAGUUCCUGAUGUUUUUGGAGUACCGAGUGACUCUUUAGUACCAGAAAUACUAAUGGGCAGGAGCUUAAAAUGGCAGAAAUUACUGGAUACGCCGAGCAAAAUGUACGAACCUCACUCUCAUGCGUUCAUCGAUUUGAAUAAUGAUUUCACUGCAGAUUUGUUUCUUACAACAGAAUCCUCGGGCACAAUUCAGUUCGAAACGUGGGUGAAUCAGGAGGGAAAUUUUUCCAGACCUAAAAAACCCAACCAGAAACCCACAGACGUGAAGGUUGUCGGACAAUCAGUGUUUUCAGAUUUUGACGGUGACGGACAGACUGAACAUUUGCUCCCUGCCUGCGAUGACGAAGCCUGCCACAAGAGUGUCAUCUACGUAUCAAAGCCGCAGUCGGGCCAAUGGUUUCCAGUGUUGCAGGACUUCACAAACAGAGGCACCUUGUGGGGCUUUGUUCUGUCCAGUCCAACUUCGGCGACAUUUUCAGUCCCUAUCACCCUUCACAUCGGAGAUUAUAACAUGGAUGGCUACCCAGAUGCACUUGCCAUAUUGAAAAACACUUCUGGAAGCAACCAGCAAGCUUUCUUAUUGGAGAACGUCCCGUGCAACAACGCAAGCUGCAGGGGCAUCGGCCGCAUGUUUAAGGUCCACUGGGAUCUCUCGGAUCUAAAUCAAAUCGAAGGCGCGGUGGUGGCAACCUUCUUUGACAUUUAUGAAGACGGCAUCUUGGAUAUAAUUGUCCUCAGCAACAGCUCUAAGACAGACCUCGCCAUCCACACUUUAAAGAAUAACUUUGAAGCGGAUGCCUAUUUUGUUAAAGUCAUUGUUCUCAGUGGUCUCUGCUCCAAUGAUUGUCCUCGUAAGACAACGCCCUUUGGUGUGAAUCAACCUGGACCUUAUAUUAUGUACACAACAGCAGAUGCAAAUGGAUACCUGAAAAAGGGUUCAGCUGGACAACUGAGUCAGUCAGCACACUUUGCUCUCCAGCUGCCAUACAACAAGCCUUUUGGUUAAGUGGCGACCUUAGCGCUUAAUUUCCUCCCUCAUCACCUGUACGUCGGGUGGCAUCCCUCGGCCUCCAGGCUGAAAGUCUAUAAGAAGGCAGGAGUGGACCGCCAUCAUCCCAAAUUCCCAGCUUAUAGUCAUUCCAUAUCCUCAGGACACACCUCGAAGCUGGAGCGCCAAACUGUACCUGACCCCAAGUAACAUUGUGUUGCUCACAGCCAUUGCCCUGAUUGGGGUUUGUGUGUUCAUCCUGGCGAUAAUUGGCAUAUUGCACUGGCAGGAGAAGAAAGCAGAUGACCGAGAGAAAAGGCAAGAAGCCCACCGGUUCCACUUCGACGCCAUGUGACAUGCCUUAAUAGCUUGUUGGAGAAAUUGCUGCUGUAUCUAAAAAUACUACAUUCUAGCCUGUGGUGGCAGAAACAGGGGAGGGUUUUGUGGCGGUACUAUUUGUAAAUGUUGCAUUGUUUUUAAUUUAUUUGGGAAGAAAUCACACCUGUCUCACAUGGCCUUCCAUUGAUUUUGCUGUAUAUAUUGUCACACCAUCAAUUCCUUUUUCAGUCAUGGACUCCAUCGUAUGCAUUCCACGGUUUACACACCCUCAUUUUCUUCUGAGCAUUUCAUGAAAGGGGAAGUUGUGUGUAAAUUAAAAGUUUCAGUGAGCCAAGUUCCCUUCAGUGCCGCUUGAAUUGGUCUUGCUGCUUGCGUGGUGCCAAAAUGGGAACUACAUUUUUGUAAUCCACUCUCCAGCAGCUUGUCAGAUGAAGCAAGACACCUCUUAUUGUUCCGAAUGUACUCCGGGGUGUUUGAUUUGAAGCACUCUUGACUGCUUUAUCUUUCUGUUAAUCUUUGAGGCCAAUCAAGUGAGAGAAAAACUUUUACAUUGGAAGAGUCAAGCAUCCUACAAUAGCUAACUAAAAAAAACACACACACACAACCCACUCAUCACUAUUGUUAUGAUUAAUGAAUUAAUAUUUGAGAUGUCAGUAUGCAAUUCGAUUUAUAUUGCAAAUUAUGCCUUCCUAAAAUGGAAGGACGUCGCAUGGCUCUUUCAUUGUGGCAUUUAUCACGCUGUUCUAGUAGAGCUUAAUCAUGAAAAGAGUUGAUCACCAAGACUAAGAGAGGUUCUUGAAGAACAGGACAGAAUCUUCUUAGGACAGAUGCAUAUUGUAUGAUCUUCCAAGUUCACAUGAUUACGGGCCAGACGAUACUAUAUUAAUUUUAAUAUAAUCUUAUCUGAGGCCUCACUGCAGUACCAAACUGAAUAAGUUAAGUGUCGAUCCUACCGUAUGAGCAAAAAGAAUCCCACCUAAGUUCAAGAUGUUAAUUGUUUGCCUGAUACCAUUUUGGCCAAGGCUCUUUUAUUACAUGAAUUACGUUGUAAAUACUUGAUGUAAUGUGGAUGUCCCUUUAUUGUAGACCCUCUAAUUCAAGAUCUAUGUCUUUUUUUGCAAACUGUUAACCUGUGUUCCUUAAUAAAUGGAGCCUACUAAGUUA